UCAAUAUUAAAAAUAAAAUGGACAAGAGUGUUUCAGAGUCUAUCACAGAUAUAAUGAAAAGACAAGUAGAUGCCUUUAAGCAUGCCAAAAAGCCCACUCAAAAGCCCCAUGAAGAACAGAAGAGGGCGAAGAAGAGGAAAAGGACUGAGAAGAAGCUCCGUCCUGCAGAAGUAGAGCUGAAGUCCAGUCGCUUCAGGUGGCUUAACGAGUUACUUUAUACGAGUGAUAGUAAAUCAUCGUUCCAAUACUUUAAGGACAACGAGGGCUGCUUCCAAGAUUACCAUGAUGGCUUUAAGAAUCAGGUAAAGAAAUGGCCGAAGAACCCAGUUGAUAUUUUCAUCACAGAGCUUAAGAAAGAGAAGUAUAGUAGCAAAGUUAUAGCAGAUUUGGGAUGUGGAGAAGGAAACCUCGAGCUGGAGAUCAAGAAGCAUGAUCCGAAUAGGGAAAUAUACUCCUAUGAUAUUGGUAAGAUCAAUGAGCAUGUUAUUCAAGCUGAUAUUGCACAUUUGCCAUUGGAAGAUAAUUCUGUUGAUAUUGCUAUUUUUAGUCUCUCUUUAAUGUCUACCAAUUUCCUGGAUCACUUGUUAGAAGCCAAUAGAAUUUUGAAGGUAGAUGGAUUACUUUUUGUUGCUGAGGUUUCGAGUCGACUUGAAAUUAAUAAAUUUGUGUCUUUAUUGCAUAAAUUUGGCUUUAAAAAGAAGAAGGUUGGGCAAAUCAAAACAUUCUUUUAUGUCAUGACAUUUCAAAGUUUCAAGGCAAAUAAGAAAAAGGUGAAGAAAGUGUUGAAAGAGACAAACCCGGACGACUAUUUAACACCAUGAAAAUACAAGAAACGUUAAGAAAUGCUUUAAAAACAUCACAUUUA
This is a messenger RNA of Moneuplotes crassus, 865 nucleotides long. Lineage: Eukaryota; Ciliophora; Spirotrichea; Euplotida; Euplotidae. The record is from the annotation of a GenBank genome assembly.